Anoplopoma fimbria (sablefish) is the source of this 2718-nucleotide messenger RNA. RefSeq names its product STRA6-like (gene stra6l). Gene Ontology annotation, cellular component: plasma membrane. The coding region runs from base 99 to 2042 and encodes 647 amino acids. Gene Ontology annotation, molecular function: retinol transmembrane transporter activity; signaling receptor activity. The record is from RefSeq and is a predicted model, not a curated record. The transcript is spliced from 18 exons. Lineage: Eukaryota; Metazoa; Chordata; Actinopteri; Perciformes; Anoplopomatidae. Gene Ontology annotation, biological process: vitamin A import into cell.
ACAGUGAAGUUGUUUCAAUCCAGAGGCUUCCCUUCGUCUUUACAGUAGAGCAGGAACAAAGCUUUUUUUCUAGACUUCAGUGAACUGACUAAUCAACGAUGAUAAGAAACAAGGUGGAACAUGUGGUUGGAACGGUUGUGGACUGUCAGAAUGGAAUCUCUAUGGAGCUCUUCCUUCAUGUUUCACUCGUACCGGCAGUGUUGAUUGUGGGGGUGCUCUCGUUCCUCCAGAAGAGAGCCCAGAGACUGGCUAUUGACCACAAAUUGCCCUUCCUGGGGAGACGUUUUGGUAUUGUGGUGCCUUUGGACACUAUUGGCAGCCUCAGUAAUCGUUGGUCCUAUGGGUUUGCAUUUGGUGCCGUGUCCUCCAGCGUCCUGCUGCUCUUCUCUGAAAGUUUCAUCCCCUUCACCGUCCCGGACUGGGCCAGAGCCAUAGUGUAUCUGGUUGGAGCGUUAGAGGUGGGCAUGGUCUACUUUCCUUUCUUUGCCUGUCUGUCCACACCUUUCAGAGGGGCCGGGGCAGUGCUGGGAAUACUCUACUCUCUGUCCUGGAUCAUCGUUACAGUCUGGGAUACAUUCACCUGUCCUGAUGGCAAGAUUCUUGGUAAAUACCAGAAGUUGAUUGUUCAGUGGCCCUGCAUCCUCUCCCUCAUCUUCCUCUUGGGACGAUAUCUCUACAUGCUGGUGAAAGCAGUUCGAAUACAUCUGCAAGGGGAACAGGAGGAUCCUGACGAGCUGAUAGGGCAACAUCAGGUGCAGCAUGUUAAGAGACUGCUGAGGAAAACACCUCCAGACAGUAAACCUGUCAGCUGGUUCUGGAGCAAGAUAUAUGAGUCGGACCCUUACUUCAAGUUCCCCAACAGGAUCAUCGGCACCGCUAUUAUCUCCCUAAUAGGCCUAUAUACGAUGACCCUGGCAGACUACAGUCUCAGUAAUGUGGCUUUUGACAAAGUAGAGAGUUGGAAGGAUACACUUAAACAGCUGGUUACGUAUUGUAACCAGACUGAAGCUCUGGGACCAAUGAUACCAGAGCUGGAGGAGUUCAUCUACGUGGCCAGGAAGUCCUGGCUAGCUACCACCAUCUUUGCUAGUCUCAACUCUGUAGCCUACUGCUUCCAUGUCUUGGCAUGUUACAGAAAACACUUGAAGAGGCUGUGGAAAGGGCAGAAGGGUUUUCUUCCUGAGAAGUUUCACAACCCUCGCUCUGCUGCCAGCGUAGCUUCCAUUGCAAGAUACUCUGGUUGGCAAAUAGCGUUUACAUUGUGGGGCUACCUGAUUGUCCACUUUGUCCACUUCCUGUUUGCUCUGGGGUUUGUCUAUGUGCUGGUUCUUCCUAUACAGCAUGGAAAAGGACUGAGCAUGCUCAAGAGCGUGGGGCUUAUAGUUCUGACCAUCAGUCUGGUCAUCGCCCUGGUGAUUCUCCAGAUCGUUCUGGUUCAGAUCUUCUUCCUUCAGGAAAAAAUGUCUCCUACUGAUAAAAACAAACCUCUGGCUCUCAAUAACCGGAAGGCGUUCCACUGCUUCAACUACUUCUUCUUUUUCUACAACGUGGUGAUGGGGAUCAGCAACUGCAUAUUGAGGUUGCUGUGCAGCAUUGUGGUGGGAACGUGGCUGGUGUCCCGCAUAGACCGGAGCAUUAUGCAGAGAGGAUAUGAAAACAUGGAUGCCGGCUACAGUACUUGGAUCGGGAUGAUCUUUGCUGACCACUAUCAUAACAAUCCAGUCAUGGUGUGUUUCUGCCAGCUGCUGGUCUCCAACUCGCUGGAGAAACACAAUGUGUCUGCAUACUCCACAUUCAACAACAUGCCCUCUGAAUUCCCUGUGAACAGCCGGGCUAGGAGGCGUUGGAUGUUGUUUUAUACCUUAUCAAGGAACCCUCAUCUGAUCCUGCUCAGGAAGCACCACCUCUCUUCAUCUUCAUCAUCAUCUCCCCACCCAGACACAGAGGUGCAGGCUCGCGUCAUGGCCUAUAAAACACAGAGCCACCUAGCAGAGUCAAAGUCCCCACCAGAGAUCAUAGUCACACCAGCACCAGACUGUUAAGGAAACAUUUCCCUAGAUUGUCAUCAUGUUAAAGAAAAUAUAUAUACAGUACCAGUGAAAAGUUUGGACACACCUUCUCAUUCAACUACUUUGAAGAAUGUAAAAUAUAAAACAUAUUCUGGUUUGUUGAGCAUUUGUUUGUUUACCACAUAAUUCCAUAUGUGUUCCUUCAUAGUUUGGAUGUCUUCAAUAUUAAUCUACAAUGUAGAAAACAAUAAAAAUAAAGAAAAACCAUUGAAUGUGAAGGUGUCCAAACUUUUGACUGGUACUGUAUAUAUCGGUUGUUAUCCAAAAAGUGGUUCUCCUAGUUGAGGAAGGAUUACUGUGGUGUAAAAUUGUCAAAUUAAGACACAUUUUUAUGUAAGUAAUUUACUCGUGUUGGAUGUGACUUAAAUAAAAUAUAAGAACCAUUGACAUUUAAACUACCUAUGUGCUGAACUACAGCUGGCCAUUUUCCCAUCUAAUAAUGUUUAUUUAAUUAAAAUAAUGUGAUUUACACAUUCCACGUUUGUGUUAUUAAAUGUAACUGCAUGUCAGUGUGAACAUAGCUGCUAUGUACAGCCAUUAGUCAUUUGGUGGCAAACUUCUGCUUUGUAUUUGUAACUUGUAAAUAUGGAAUUGCUGCACAAAUAAAUGCUUUAAAUUGGACAAAUAAAUAAAUAAUAGUAAAAGCUGA